GCUGGACGGAGGGAGGGAGUGGACGCUUGCAGGAAAUCUGACUCGCCAGCUUCGCCAGCGACGUUUUCAGGAGAGGGUGGUUACCGAAACUAAUCAGCAGGGCCGUCCAGCACCUGAGCCAUCAAUCGGCUUUAUGAGUAGAGGCGAUAAAUCACCGGGCUGCCGUUAACCUUCGAAAGAAACGCGGACACCGUCAGCGGUUAUUUGACUUAUUUAUCGGCGACAACAUGGCUGAAUGUAGCAUUAGCAUCGACAAGAAUAAACUACCGGGAGUGAAGGAGGUAUGCCGAGACUUUGCUGUGCUCGAGGACCACAGCCUGGCCUACAACCUCCAAGAACAAGAAAUUGAGAGCCACUUGGCUUCCAACGUCCAUAAGAGCCGCCUGGUGCAGCAGGACCUGCAGUGGGCCAAGAAGCUGCAAAUGGAAGAGGACGAGAUUGCCAAGAUCCAGAGCCAGAAACAACAAAAUGCCAUUGCGCGGCAAGACAAUGAGAUCGCACAGGAGAUUCAGGAAGAACUGGUCCGACAAGAAGAGCUGCAGCGGCUGCAGGAGGAGAAGGAUGCA
Molecule: messenger RNA, 566 nt
Organism: Austrofundulus limnaeus
Lineage: Eukaryota; Metazoa; Chordata; Actinopteri; Cyprinodontiformes; Rivulidae
Gene: ccdc50a
Product: coiled-coil domain containing 50a
Cellular component (GO): cytoplasm
Molecular function (GO): ubiquitin protein ligase binding
Source: RefSeq, a predicted model, not a curated record